Molecule: messenger RNA, 733 nt
Organism: Ictalurus furcatus (blue catfish)
Lineage: Eukaryota; Metazoa; Chordata; Actinopteri; Siluriformes; Ictaluridae
Gene: ndufab1a
Product: NADH:ubiquinone oxidoreductase subunit AB1a
Exons: 5
Coding region: 47-499 (150 amino acids)
Biological process (GO): fatty acid biosynthetic process
Cellular component (GO): mitochondrion
Molecular function (GO): acyl binding; acyl carrier activity
Source: RefSeq, a predicted model, not a curated record
AAACAAGGAGGUCGUGUUGCAUUGUGGGAAGUUUAGCGGGUGAAAGAUGGCGGCGCGCGUCCUCUCCCGGUGUGUCCGGACACUGAGCCGCGGCGCGGCGGUGUUUAAUCGGUGUGAUGUCUCCGCGGCGGCGGCGCUCUCUCUCAGCCGUCACCGAGUCUUCUCUCACCUGGCGGCGGGACACAAGCCGCAGCUCGCGCAGACUCCCGCUGGGACGCAAUGGCGGCGGUACGGCGACCUUCCACCUCUAACCCUCGAAUCGAUCAGAGACCGCGUCCUCUACGUCCUCAAACUGUACGACAAGAUCGACCCAGAGCAGCUGCAGGUCACGUCUCACUUCAUGAAGGAUCUGGGCCUGGACAGUCUCGACCAGGUGGAGAUCAUCAUGGCCAUGGAGGACGAGUUCGGUUUUGAGAUUCCCGACGCGGAAGCGGAGAAGCUGAUGACUCCUGAUGAAAUUGUUCAGUACAUCGCAGAUAAGAAGGACGUCUACGAAUGAUCUCUCAUCGUCCGCUGUACAGAGUUGUGCGUGGGGCGACGCCCGUCGUCUCUUAACGCACCGCCGUGAAACGUGUCGUUUUGUCUUCAGCUGGAAAAGUCACUCCUGCUCUGGACUUUAGUCGGGAGUGGCAGGGUCUCCCGAACCUGCCGCAGGAUGUUUUGGAUUCCAUUUGUCGUUUUAUCCGCAUACAAACAUGUCACAUAAACAUAAAUAAAGUCUUUACAUCCCUGA